AUGAAUUCAUUUACAACGGAAACACCGAACUUGGAAGAAAAGGAGAGAAAGGCUUUUUCCCUGGGAUCACCAGAGGAGAUAGACCAGUUUUCGCAGGAGUAUGAAAUAGUUAGAAGGCUGUGCGUGCCCGUGGAGAUGCCAAAUACGAUAAAGGCAAAAGAAAUCCUCUACGCAGCAGCGCGCAAGCAGAACAUAUUGGUUAUAGAGAUAGAUGCAGAGGACAUACAAGACACCUCCACUCUGGUUGAGCAGAUGCACAUAGAAGAAAGAGAUAUUGUGCGGAGGGAGGGAGUGCUUGUCCGUGCUAUGAAAAGCGGGCACUGGCUUGUUGUGAACUCCAAAGAGAAAGAGAAUCCGAUCACUAAUUACAUUGUGUCAGAGUAUGGGGCCAUUCCCGGAACUAGCUCUGCACCGCACUGUAACUUUCAGCUGUUUAUUUUCUCUAAGGACUACUCACCGGACUCAAACAGAGGCCUGGCGUAUCCCAUGCAGAUGGUAAGGGAGACACCUGAAAACAAAGAGAAUACAACAGAAACAAAAAACCCGGUGAAGGAAAAAAGCACCGGGGUCUUGACAAAUAAACUUGUGCAGGCACUCAUACAAAGUGUGCCAAAUACACACACGGUCACCGAGGAGUCAGCAAAGAAUAUUGUUUCUACAGUGCUGCUGGCAAUUUCCCGUUAUGCAGAUUCAUACGAGAUAGAAUGUGUAAGCAAGGAGGUAGAAGAAAGAACAAAAAUAUAUUAUCAGCUGCAGAUGAUUAUCGAGCAAAUUUUAGUCAGAAAUAUAACUUCCCCAGAGGUAACUCCUCUUCACGCGCGUACUGAGCUAUAUAGAAUACUCUGUGAUAUUCUUCUAUCUGGCGUGUCUCCAUGCGAGAGAGAUGCAAAGGAAGAGUCGCUCAGAGACAUGAUGUGCGUUCGGUGCGAGGAUGUCGAGUCGGCCUGGGGGAAAGCAGCGUACGAUGCAACCAAGUGCCUCUUAAGCGAGCCAGAGUAUGUGCUGACAGUUCCUGCAGUCCGCCUUAUUCUGUGCAUUCUAGAGGGCCUGUCCGCCACAAACUCGUUUUUGCUCAUUGGUGAGACGGGGACUGGAAAAACCACCACAGUGCAGAAGAUAUUUGAGCGUAGAAAGAUUCUAAUUACAGCAAGGUAUAAGGAUGCCCGGAAAAUGCUUUGUGUGAACCUUUCAAAAGACACUGAUAUUUCUGAUCUUUUGGGGGCCUACCAGUUUGCUACAUCUGAGCAGCUUGUUCUGCACAUCAACGACCUAAUUCAGGGAUAUUUUGAGCUGUUUUUCAACGAAGAGAAGAACAAUGCAUUCCUGCAAGAGGUUGACAAGGCUGCGGAGGAGAGAAGAAUUGACGUGAUCACAGACACAGCAGAAGACCUGCUUCAGAAGUUUGCUGCACAGAGCACGGCCAACCCUUCUUCUGAAAAGGCGCACGCCAUAUCCAGGCUGGAGAAGGCACUCGAUCUGCUCAGAAGGAGCGAGGCAGGCGUGCAGAACAUAUGCAUAUUCGUGGAGGGUCCGUUAGUUCGGGCUGCACUGUACGGGUACUGGAUACUUCUAGAUGAGAGUAACCUGGCGCCCGCAUCAACUCUUAGAUACAUUAACACAGCGAUCCAAAGAGGGCAGCUGUCUAUUAUAGAGGAGGGAGGUGCUGUUGUUCCGAUUGACAAAAGAACAGUUAUAUUCCAGUGCAUGAACCCAGGGGAUGACCAUGGAAAGAAGAACAUAGAAAUGGAUAGAACACUCUAUCACUGGAUAGAUGAGAUUGACAGAUACCCCGCUGAUAUACUGUCAGUGGCGCAGGGAUACGGAAAGGACCGCACGCAGGAAGAGAUACAGAAUAUUGUGAAGUUUUAUACCGAAAUAAAGCAAAUGGCAAAAAACCACGGGCUAAGAACGGGGAGUAACCGCGCAGCGCUCUUUGGAAUACGAAAUCUGAUUAGAACCCUGAAGAUGAAGAAUAUUUCUGUGGUGGAGGGAAUAGAAGUAAACUUCCUCACACAGCUGUGCAUAAGCCACAAAGUGCUUGGAAGAAAGCUGCUGCAGACUAUCUUCCCCGAGGGAAAAAGAGAGACAAAGACAUACCAGUCAACCGAGUCGUACAUUAUCACGCCGCAGGUGCAAGCAUAUAUAUCUGAGAUUGAGUCUGCUAUAUCCACAGGGACUGCUGUGCUUUUAGAGGGCACUACCUCAGUGGGAAAGACUUCUCUUAUAAAGUACAUAGCGCAGACCAAGAACAAGCAGGUUGUCCGGAUAAACAAUCACGAGCACACGGAUAUAACAGAGUAUCUUGGAACUUUUGGGGUAGCCGAUGCAGCACAGAGUGGCGUACGUGAAGCAGAUGCAGAAGAAGCUAGCCCGCAAACCAAGCGACGGUGCCCAUCAGAGAGCGCCAAGGCCGGCAAUGCACAUCAAGCAGAGUUUGUGUAUAAGGAGGGUGCUCUUGUAACAGCAGUUCGUAAGGGCCACUGGAUUCUUCUUGAUGAGCUGAACUUGGCCCCAACAGAAGUACUUGAAUCUCUGAACAGGCUGCUGGACAGCAAUAGAGAACUUUUCAUUCCAGCAACGCAGGAGGUAAUCAAGGCACACCCGGAGUUUGCACUUUUUGCCACGCAGAACCCCGCUGAGUCUGCAGACUACAGAAACAGAAAGCAUCUGAGCAAAGCAUUCCGGAACAGGUUCAUUGAACUGUAUGUAGAGGAAAAGAGCAGGGAUGAGCUGGAAGUGGUUCUGCACGGGAUGCGCGCAGGAAAAGUGUUCACAAAAGUCCUUCUGGAUAUAUAUGAAGAUCUGCGGAUUCUCACGUGCAACCGAUCCCAUGAGUAUAUUACACUAAGAGAGCUCAUGAAGAUCCUUCGCCGAUUCACACAGGAGGUGCAAGCACCGUUCAUUGACAGAAUGGCGCGCUCUGAAGAAAGGCUCUUUUAUUAUACAAUGCUUAUUCUAACGGAAAAGUUGCGUGCACCAGAGGAAAGACAGAAGAUAGAAAGCAUCAUAUGCACGCACUUUGAAAAAACCUUCAAGAAAGCAUUCACUUCAGCUGCGUACGCAGAGGCCAUUUCAGUUCCCAUGGAAGAGGACCCACUUGCCCCUCUACUUACACCAAGCGUUACUCGCACACUGAGAAAGAUAGAGGCUGCGUGGGUAGCACAGGAGAACAUUCUUUUGGUAGGUGCCCCGGGGAUAGGAAAGACCUAUCUUUCAGAGUACAUAUCUCGCAGAAUGCAGACACCCUGCACGGUGAUUGGCAUGCACGCUGGCAUAGAACUUUCUGACUUUGUUGGUGGGUAUGUAGAGACGCCCAGGCACACCAGUGCUGAAGGCUCUUCUAAUCCAGAUGCCACCGCACCAAGAUUCACAUGGAAAGACGGGCCUCUGCUGGUUGCCAUGCAAGAAGGAAGUGCACUGAUAAUUGACGAAAUUAACCUGGUUCCAGACUCUGUUCUGGAGUCUCUUAACGAGCUAUUCGAUGACCGAGCAGUGCGAGUACACGAGACUGGGCGGCACAUAAGGGCACACCCAAACUUUAGAAUCAUUGGAACAAUGAACCCAGGAGAUGACCAUGGAAAGAGAGAGAUGAGUAAAAGUAUUUCCACCAGGCUAACCACAAUAUACAUGGAUAAGCUGUCAAGCAACGCAGAGGCAGUAAGCUACUUCCUUUUCUACACAAGAAAGUACGGCCUGCCUGCAGAUGAAGACAGAGCAUCCCUGUACUACAGAGCACUUCAUAAAGCCCUGCAAAUAACUGCAGUGACAAUAGACAGUGCCCGUGAGGCAGAGGUACUGGCAAGAUACGUGUCCAACUACCCGAUAGACCUACAUAAUGCAGAUGCAGAGGCAAUCACACAGAUACUCUGCAUGGGAAUAGAACUGGUCCGCCAGAUACCUAGCAAGUCCAUUGGAGAAGUUGUUGAUACAGAAGAGUCCUUUGGAGUGCACCCAUUUAUUUUGCAGAAGAGUGCGAGCACAUCUAGCAGCACAUACACAUUUGCUCCGCCUUCUGUUCAGAGCACUCUAUACAGAAUAGUGCAGGGCCUCUUCUGCAGAUUUAAUUUGCUUCUGGAGGGCCCACCGGGCACCGGAAAAACAAAGAUUAUUGAGGAAAUAGGCCGGCGGAUGGGAAAGCGUGUGACUCGUGUGAAUCUAAGCAGUGAGACGGAGAUGGCAGACCUGACCGGAAGAAACACCCCAACAGACAAAGGCAUUUUGUUCAUAGAGGGUGAGUUUAUUCGAGCAAUCACAAGAGGCGACUGGAUCAUUAUUGAUGAGAUAAACUUGGCGACACAGAGUGUGCUGGAGGGUCUGAAUGGAUGCCUUGACUAUAGAAGAAGAAUAUUUGUGCCUGAAAUGGGAUCUGUCAAUCUGCACCCAGAGACAGUUAUUUUUGGAACAAUGAACCCGAAAGUAUCCAGGACCGAUGGAAGAAAGCUUCUUCCAAAGUCAUUCCUCAGCCGUUUCAUACGAAUUUCAAGGGAGGCCUUCACAGAGGACGAUCUAAGAAUUAUCAUGAGGUGUGCACCAAGGCCAGCAGAGAUUCAGAGCGCAGAGGCGGCAGAAGCACUUAUCAACAGAAUUCUUCAGUAUAGAGCACGGUAUAGCCUUAACUUAAGAGACUGCCUCAGACACAUGGCAACAGGAAAGCCGCAUCUUAUUCCAUACACACAGCAGCUAAUCAAUCUAGAGACGCCAUGUAGUGCUAUUAUGUCUUAUGCUGGGGAGUACCUUCCUUCUGUUAAACUAGACCAUGCCAUGUGCACAACCGGCCUAGACCGAGAGGAGAUGGCAUACCACGCAACAGAGACAGAACUGCAGGUAGGCAGCACGCGUAUUUCAUGCGAUGUAGGCCUUGACCCAGAAUAUGUGAUAACGCACGGAAGUAUCCCUGCACUGGAGGCACUUAUAAACGGAAUGGUGCACGGCUGGCCAUGUAUCAUUAAAGGCCCUCUAGGAAAAGGGAGACUUGCACGGUUCUUUGCCACAAUCACUGGCAAUCCACUCUGCGCGCUCUCAUGCCAUAAAGACAUGGAGCCAGCAGAGUUUCUUGGGAAGUAUGUGAAGGCGCAGGAUAAAGAGAAGAGCAUGCCGUUCCUGUGGGAAGACUCUCCGUUUAUACAGGCAGUGGAGACUGGAUCGAUUAUCCUGCUAAAGAAUAUUAACUUAGUGAAGAACGACGUGAUAGAUCGGCUAAACAGUUUGUUUGAAGUGGGAGGGUCACUGGAAAUACACGAGAAAGGAGGCAGUGAGAUACGAAGAGUGGUCACCCACCCGAAUACCAGGUUUAUAUUUACACUUGCAGAGAGCGCCAAAGAACUUUCUCCUGCACUGAUCAACCGGUCUGUCCAGGUGAAUCUCCCUGCAACUCUUUCUAUGGUAGACUUAGCAAAGAUUCUGCAGAUGAACAGCACAGAAACUGCAAAGAGGCUUAGUACAUCAAAGCAAAAGAGAAUCUCGUCUGGUCUACUGCAUGCGCACAUACAGGCAAGAAAAGUGCUUGACUACAACACAGUGCAUGAUACCGGGCUGAGAGCACUUCUGCCGCUAGAUGACUUGCAGGAUCUUAAAAGAGAAGAGGGCCUGAAGAACUAUCUGAAUGAGAAAAGUAUCCUGCACUACAUGAGAGAUCUAGCACAGAACGGCCUGGAGAAGGAGUUGCUUGAUAUAGGCACGCCCGAGCAGAUGGAGGAGGCUCUCCCGCUGAUUAUAAAGAAUCUGGCAGAGCACAGCAUAGACCCAGAGUACAGAGAAGUCUACAGAAACACAGAGCUACACAAAUCCUUACAAGAGAAGUAUGAAAUAUGCGCAGCCUUUGCUAAGGGCAGAACUGCAAGAAGCAAAGACAGCACUGCGCAAGACAGCACGAGCACUUUAGAUAGUACUGCUAAAGCAGCCACUGGGAGUGCACCCGAGCCACUAGAUGUGCUUAAUCGGUUAAUGCUGCUUAAGAAUAAAGUUGACAGUGGCGAGAGCGCACUGCGCGCAUACUUUGAAGCGAUGGACAUGCCCAUUUUAUCACGAAAAGAGGCUUCUGUGCGCAUGGCUAGAAUAAAGCUAGUUGAAGCUGUCUUUUCUACGGGAAGGACCUCAUUUAACUCGCUUAAAAACCUGCCAAUUGUUCAAGAGAUAGCACUACUUCUAGAUGGCCUUUCUGGCGAGCUGGAAAGAGAAAUCGCAGACUUGGAGACUACGCCAUCUGCAUACGAUGCCUUGAAUGAGCUACUCAGCGCAUGCCUACAGUAUGGGAUAGACCCUCUUAUUUUCCUUGAGAUACAGAAGAUUGAGGAACAAAGCAAAAUGCGCGUGGAGUGUGCUCUGAGGCAGAUAAAGAAGAACUACUAUCUGUACAAGUACGGAGUGCGUCUGGUGUAUCCUCCCCUCCCUGUGGUAAAAGGACUAAAUGAAAUCCGCGAGAAAAGAAGGGAAAGAAACUUUAAACGAUUUGCCUAUUACUUACAGGGUGUAAUAAAGGAUGCAAUGACUGCAGAGUAUCCAGAGCUGCUUGCUUUCUCUUUGAUAAGAAGAGACAUGCACAAGUACUCAGAUCUUUGGGAGUGCUUCUCAUAUGCCCUUCUGAAGAGUGGAAUAGAGAGAAUUGCGCAGAAGAAACAGGUGAUAAAUGUCUCUGAAAUAGGACUGGCCACGCUUGAAGCAUGUGACUCAACUAUCACUGCAGAGAGCGGUCUUUCAAAAGUAUGUAAAGUGCUUUUAAAGAACAACUCGUCAUUCCUUUCUCUUACGCCGCUACACUCCCGAUGUGUGCAGGUUCUUUGGAGAGUAUUUUCGCAAGAGGCAGUCGACGAGUCAGAAAUAUUUUCACUAUGUGGCCUUGUUCUAUCAGAAAAUUCAUUUGCCAAAGACCUACCAGAAGAGUUUGUUAGUGGCGUAUCACAGUACCACCUAUCUGCUAAUACAGACAAAAUUCUUUCUGCAGCAAGCAUUCUGCACAGUGCACAGAUUGAUCUUUCAAUAUCUGAAAAGAAAGCAUACCACACAGUCUCUAUUAGUCCGCGAAUUGUUGAGUUAAUUGACCAGGUGCACUUAGAGGUGAAAAAUGCAAAGAACCUAACCGGAAGAAAGAAGCAUGACUGGGGAGAGGAUGAUGGUGCGAAGGAGUACUUGAUGGAAAGCAUUGGAGCGCUUAGAGCUGCACACAUCGCCACUCCUGCCCAGAAAAUUGCUGCAGAACUUGACCUGUUAAAUGAAAACGCAAUUCACAUAAACAUACUGAGCACACCUUUAAACACCGCACGGCAUGCAAUAUACAAGCUGUAUACAGAGCACAGAUCGUAUAAUAUAGGCAGGUAUACAGAGAUCCAGGGCGCAUGGCUGCUUCACCUGUUCAGUGCACUGCAUAGGAAGGAUACAAAAAAUAGCAGCACUGCCAUAGUAUAUGCAAUUGAAGAAUUCCUGCUACAAUCUACUGUGGGGGACAUGGAGAAGCGUGUUGAGAUCAUUCGGCAAAUGGUGGGCGCCGGCGGGCAGUACCAGAUAAACAAUAUUCUUGUAUAUUUCCUUCCAUACCUAGAGUGUGUGCACCGCAAAAGAGAAAAGACGACAGAAGCAGUGAAGAGCCUUAUAAAGGAAAUAGAAACAGCACUGUCAAUAAAGAUGAAAACGGACGGCACACUAGUUCCUAUCCGCGAAAAGUCAAUUCUUAUAAAGGCCGAGGCUAUAAAGGAAAGCUUAGAAGGGCUGCUUGCUCCAAUUAUUUCUGUAAUAAAGCCGCAGCUAUUCCAUCGGUCAGUUGCUUUAACUUGUGCUUGUGGCAGCGAAGAGUGCUAUGUGUGCAUGGCAAAGGAGGUAGAAAGACAAAAGAUGUGCCUGGAGAAGGAGAGCAUGAGUGUCAAACUGCGUGCGCUUUAUCUUCUCUUUGAGAAACUGUCUGUUAUGAUGCCUGCCGGUAUUUCCAGAAUAGGGAUUAUUGGCGCAAAGGACUUCUACAUGCACGUAUUUGAUGGAACAGAGGAUGAGCACAUUGUUCUUGCAAAGAUAGUUCACGUGGGCACUGCUGUGCUACGUGCAGACCCUGUCAUACACUUCCAGAUUGCAACGCGUAUUUCAGACACGACCAUUAAGCUACUUAACUACUCUAUGCAGGCAGACUUAUCAGAGCGCAGACUCAUUCUUGUUUCUCUUGGCCUAUUCUUUGAGCUAAUGACAUUUGGAUUCUGUGGAGACGAUGAGGAAGAUGGGCUAGAUGGCCUGAUUGAUGAGCUAGAGGACGCGGGCAUGCGCCUGGGAGAUGGAGAAAAGAACAUCUCAGAGAAGCUGAAGAAAGAGGAAGAGGUGGGCGAUGACUACAAAGGAGAAAAAGACAUGCAGAGUGAGGAGAUUGAUGAAGAGGACGGAGUCGACUGUGAGAAUGCAGGAGAGGUCCAGAAGACCGCGGGUGCUGAGGACAAGUCUGAUAUUGAAGUGGACAAUGGUUCUGUCUCUGAUAAUGAAGAGGAGUUUAACCAGAAGAACAAGAAAGACACAAAUGCCACGGACGAAGCAGAGGAUGAAGAUGAAGGCAGCGGCGAGGGAGAAGAAGAAGAACCCGCAGAAGAAAGCGAAAGUGGUGAAGGAAAGGAUGAAGAUGUAAAGGAAAUCGAUGUUGAAGACAACCCAGAAAAUCCAGAGGAGCCAGAAGAGCUGAACAUACAAGACAUGGAAAUGUGCGAUGAAGAAGGCGGCGAGUUUAAUAAGGAUGACUUGGAGGAGGUAGAAGACAACUGCUCGCUUGAAGAGGAGUCUCUUGAAGGCAUUGCCCUGGAGACAGGAGAUGAAGAAAGUAGCGAGGAGGAAGUAUCCAUUGAAAAGUAUGAAAGCGAGGAGUAUGAAAAUAACGUAAAGCAGUACGACAUAGCAGAAGUAGAAGUCAACCCAGAGCAGCUGUUCAAUGACCAGGAAAACAUUGAUGAAAUGGUUGGCAAUGAGGAAGGAGAAGGCGCAGAAAGAGAAGUUGCAGUUGAUAAAGGCGAUGAAAUAAACGAAAACGCAGAGGAUGUAGAAGAAGCGCUUUAUACCGGAGAGUACAAAGAGACGGCAGAAACAGAGGCUCCAGAAAAAGCACCAUUUGAAAGACCUGCCAAAAAGUCCAUCGACCCAAUUGCAUACUACGAAAAAAUCAAGCACAUUACCAACCCAGAGCUGACAAAGCAGCUAAGUGUGGUUCUUGAAGAGAAUGAAAAGUCUGCGUAUGAAGGCGACUACAUCAGCGGAAGAAGACUGAACAUGAAGAGAAUCAUAUCUUACAUAGCAAGCGAUGGGCAGAAGAACCGGAUCUGGAUGAGAAAGAGCAAAAAUCAAGGCAGGGAAUAUCUCAUCAGAAUAUUUGUGGAUAACAGUGGAAGUAUAAAGAACUCGAGCAUAGUGGAUGCACUCGUAAAAAGUCUUACAAGCAUAACAAACUCUUUAGACCUACUGAAUGUGCCAUUUGAACUGCACACCUUCAGCUGCACCGUGCACCCGCACAAGGACAUGCGCAGACUAAUUGAAGGACUUACUUUUAAUGAUAAAGAAACAAGAAUUUCCUGGGUGUUUAACGAUGAGUACAAGCACGGAUAUAACAUAAUCAUAAGUGACGGUCUGUUUUAUGAUAGCUCGGUUUCCACCGGUGUACUCUCUAAUACUCUGUUGCUACUUGUAGGCAAUGGUGAUAUUAUUAAGGAAAUGCGAACAGUCAAGGCUGUAGUCGGUGAAGUGGUUAUUGGAAAAUAUUUAGAUACACUUGCUAUACCAUACUGCAUAGUAGAUGAAGACAAUUUGCUUGAGGUUGUGUUCUGCAGAGAGUUAAAGAACAUUCUUAGACUUGCAAGAAGAGCAGAUAACUAAAUAAUAAACGGU
Messenger RNA from Nematocida parisii ERTm1, 9837 nucleotides. RefSeq lists its product as uncharacterized. The record is from RefSeq and is a predicted model, not a curated record. Lineage: Eukaryota; Fungi; Microsporidia. Gene Ontology annotation, molecular function: ATP hydrolysis activity; ATP binding. The transcript has a single exon. Bases 1 to 9825 code for a protein of 3274 amino acids. Gene Ontology annotation, biological process: rRNA processing; ribosomal large subunit assembly. Gene Ontology annotation, cellular component: preribosome, large subunit precursor.